This is a messenger RNA of Anoplophora glabripennis (Asian longhorned beetle), 942 nucleotides long. RefSeq lists its product as uncharacterized. Bases 1 to 942 code for a protein of 313 amino acids. The record is from RefSeq and is a predicted model, not a curated record. The transcript has 6 exons. Lineage: Eukaryota; Metazoa; Arthropoda; Insecta; Coleoptera; Cerambycidae.
AUGAUGUCGAAAGUCAAGUCGCUGCGAUCCUGUCCAGCCUUAGAAGAUUUCGAGGUAAAGGAAUUAGAACAGGAUAAGCCUAAGUUGUACAAACACUUGAAGGACACGCCAGCGGUGAAGGAGAAGCUCAAGUACAUAGAACGCCUCGAUAAUGAGAUCAAAGAGACCAUGCAGGUUUACAAGGCAGAAAGAGCUGAACGACUUCAAAUUCAGAAUGAAAUGUGUAAUGAAAUUUGCAAAAACCCUUUUCCAGGGAAAGAUGCACAGAUGUUUUUGGAACUAUGCCAUUUUGAAGCUGAUGGAGAUUUAAAUGAAGAAGAAAAAGGCAAUAAAGAGAAAAGUGAAGCAGUAAGUACUAAUCAAAGCAAUAGGAGUAUUGAAGACAGUUUUAUUAAAAGGAACAUAGAAUUGGCUAGGCAAGGAAGUAUGGCGGGUUGCUCCUUGACCGAUGAGGAAAAAAGGAAGUUGGAGGAACUGUUAGUCGACGAACAAGACGGUUCUUACAACGUGGAAGCCAAUCCACAUAAAAAAGAUUCAGGCCUGUCUCUGGACGAAUCCGAUGAAUCUUCUGAAGAUGAGAAUUAUUUCAUAUCCAAUGCUUACGCUUUGGACAACGAUGAUAUAACGAAAAUGGAAGACAUCAAUUCCGAGUUGGAAAAAUUCACGGUGGAUGAAACAGAAAAGGAGAAAACAGACCUCAGGGAGUCUUCAACCCAGCCACAAACUGACUGGAAGGAUGCUGUGCUGAUGGAACAACGCUUAAAAGCUAUCAAUGCUAAGCUAGAUGAGUUACGCAACAGCUACGAAACUGAUCAAGUCGAAGAAAUAUUUAUGAGGAUGGUUAAAAGUGGUACAUUGGACAAAGAGUUAUCAAAAACAGGGAGAUCUAAUGUCGAUGUUGUCAAUGCUGCAACUUCUCAGAAGGAUGAAGACCAGGCUUAG